Messenger RNA from Patella vulgata (common limpet), 6260 nucleotides. RefSeq names its product prostaglandin G/H synthase 2. The coding region runs from base 461 to 2236 and encodes 591 amino acids. The record is from RefSeq and is a predicted model, not a curated record. The transcript has 12 exons. Gene Ontology annotation, cellular component: neuron projection; cytoplasm. Gene Ontology annotation, molecular function: heme binding; peroxidase activity; prostaglandin-endoperoxide synthase activity. Gene Ontology annotation, biological process: cyclooxygenase pathway; response to oxidative stress. Lineage: Eukaryota; Metazoa; Mollusca; Gastropoda; Patellidae.
GAAUAGCUAGGACCUAUACGUGAUGAAUAUAGAGUGUGGUAUAGGAGAGUAUGCGUUAUUGUAUGUAUACUGGUAUACACCUAUAGGUUAUAAAGUAUCUAUUACUGUGUAUAUGAUGAAAUAAGGUGAUUGUGUACUUUGAUGUAUGUAGGUGGGUGAGAAGACUAUAUAUAUUUAUAAAUAAACUGCCUUACUAUAACUUUAGAAACUUUUAUUGUAACUUAUGACACCUGAUGAGCUUUACUAGAGAAUUUACGGACACACAUACAAGUACCAAGGUAUAACUAAAAUAUAUUCAAUUUAAAAGUCGAAAGAAAAGAUAAAAGUCGUUACAUUGAAAAGUGAAGAAAUAUAGGACAAUUAUUUAGCAACUAAAAAUUUAUUAUUCAAGGAUUGUGAAUUAGUACCUAUAACAAGUGUUUAUUUAAGACAAGUGGAGAUAACUGUGAUAAGAAUUACGAUGAAGAGUAUUUAUAUAACUGUGAUAUUCACCGUGUUGUGUUCAUCUUUAUUACAACUAACACAAGGAAAUGCGUGUUGUUCGUACCCGUGUCAGAAUCAAGGUAUCUGUAAUACGAAGGGUUUUGAUUCGUACACGUGUGAUUGUACCGGUCUAGAUUACUACGGUGAUAACUGUGAACAUCCGACACUAUGGAAGAGAUUUGUGUUAUUAAUAAAGCCGAGUCCAGAAGGCUUACAUCAUCUAUUGGUUAAUAAUAAAUGGUUGUGGACGUUAAUUAAUAAUAUAUCCUACCUCAAAAAUAAAGCCAUGAAACGUAUUUAUACAAUGAGAUCUAUAAUGGUUGACAGUCCGGCAGUGUAUGAAUCUGUACAUGAAUAUCCUACACUAGAGGCAGCUUUAAACUAUACCUACUUCGCUAGAACUUUACCUCCUGUACCUACAGAAUGUCCUACACCACUAGGGGUCAAAGGAAAGAAAGUUUUACCAGAUGUGGAUUUAUUAGUAGAUAAAUUUUUCAAACGGACUACAUUUUUACCCGAUCCAUUAGGAAGCAGUGUUUUAUUUACGUUCUUCGCACAACAUUUUACGCAUCAAUUCUUCAAAACAGAUUUUAAAGCUGGUCCUGCUUAUCAGUGGGGUGGCCAUGGGGUUGACGUUUCUCAUAUAUAUGGUCGUGAUAAACAAUCUGAGUUAACUUUACGUUCUAUGAAAGAUGGUAAAAUGAAGAUGCAGGUAUUAAACGGUGAAGAAUUUCCACCAUAUUUAAAAGACGCACCUGUACACAUGAUCUAUCCUCCCGGAACACCCGAUAACAAACAAUUUGCUCUGGGACAACAGGUAUUUGGCUUAUUACCUGGUUUAUUUGUUUACGCUACGAUCUGGUUACGUGAACACAACCGUGUUUGUGAUGUAUUAAAACAAGAACAUCCUGAGUGGGAUGACGAACGAUUAUUUCAAACAGCUAAACUAAUUAUUACUGGUGAGACUAUUAAAAUAGUUAUUGAAGAUUACGUUCAACAUCUGAGUAAUUACCAUUAUAAACUGUCCUUUAACCCAGAACUACUUUUUGGGGAGGAAUUUCAAUACCAGAACCGAAUCACAAUCGAGUUCAAUCAUCUGUAUCAUUGGCACCCUUUGAUGCCCGAUGAGUUUAAUAUCAGUGGUACUGUUUAUCCGAUCAAAGAUUUUGUGUUUCAAUCUGAUCUGGUCAUCAAGCAUGGAAUGAAAAGUUUUGUGGAUUCAUUCUCUAAACAAAGAGCUGGCAUGAUGAGUCAUCAUAAUCAUUGUUAUAUGACAUUAAGUGUUGUCAGGGAUACGAUAAAACAUGGGAGAGAACUCCGGCUACAGUCAUUAAACAGAUAUAGACAGAGAUUUGGUCUACCCGCAUAUAAAAGUUUCCAAGAAUUGACUGGAGAAACAAAGAUGGCUGCCGAGUUAGAGGAACUAUACGGGGAUAUUGACGGCCUAGAAUUUUACGUUGGGUUAAUUGUAGAAAAGAGACGAGAAAAGGCCAUGUUUGGUUCCAGUAUCGUUGAAAUCGGAGGUCCUUAUUCUGUAAAAGGAUUAAUGUCAAACCCAAUAUGUAGCCCCAAAUUCUGGAAACCUUCAACAUUUGGCGGUGAAGUCGGAUUUAAUUUAAUAAAAACAGCCUCCAUACAAAAACUGUUUUGUCAGAAUAUCAAGGGUGAAUGUCCGACAGUUUCAUUUCAAGUUCCCAAUUAUGUGGAGGGGGACGUUGAAGACUUUAUUAAAAAAUUCCAUGAUGAGUUAUAGCAUAAUUAUUAAAUUAGAGAUUUAUUUAAAUUUUAUUUUAUUUAAAUUUUCAUUGUUAGCUUCGUCCAUAUUAUGUAUCAUCAUUUUAACUAGAACCACUGAUCGUCAUUUUAAUUAGAACCACUGAUCGUCAUUUUAAUUAGAACUACUAAUUGUCAUUUUAGGGAUUUAAUGCGUGAGCAUGAAAUCUUAAGGUCUGUAAUUGAGUCAAGUGGCAUGGUUUGAUUCCCAUGUGACAAGGAGUAGGGUCACCUAUCCAACCUCGUGUGUUUUUUUUCCGGGUCCUCAGAUUUCCUCCACCUACGCGCAAGUGAAUUAUUGAAUUUAAAUUGAACCAUAUUUUAGUCUCGAUUUGACCUAGUUUGUGUCGAGUGGACAUUAAACCCCAUCUCUUUCUCUCUCUAGCAGUCCAAAUUUAAUAUGGUUCGAUUCCGUUUGUAUUUAUAUAAAUAUAUUAUCAAUUGAAAAUCUCACAGCAUUCCUCUGCGGACAAUAUAAACAAGUUAUUGGCACCUCUCACUGCAACCCAGGUAUCAUUUAAUCUCGUGUAUUUAGCACUGAUUUCUUUAACAUUCAUUCAAUUUUAAAACUUUGUUUGAAAAUUUGUAAAAAUCAUUUAAAACCACAAAAAAUAAUAUAAUUUGUACCUGUGUCCAGUAUAAAACUGACCAUUCAAUUUUGAUAAUGAACGUCCAAUUCACAAGUGUUUAAUUUCUCGAUAACUGUUAAAAAAUAAACAACACAAUUUAUAAUUGAUGUAUAAUGAUUGAUUUUUGAACAGUGGCCAGGAAAUUAAAUACUUGUAAAUUGGACACUCAUUAUCAAAAUUAAUCAGUCAGUUUUAAACUGGACACAAGUACAAAUUGGGUGAUUUUUGGUGGUUUUCAAACAAAGUUUUGAUAUUGAAUUACUGUGAAAGAAAUUAAUGCUAAAUACACAAUGUCUGUCGAUUAACAUCCAUUGAUGGGCUUUACAAUCCAAGUUAAUCCAAGCCAGUUGAUUAUCUACGGUUUGGUUUUAUUAAUUAGAUAUUAAAUAUGCAUUAGGUAAGAUUAGAUAAAUAACUAACAGGUCUCGAUUUUAAUAGUUAAAUAUUAGAUAAUGAAAAAGGAAUAUAUUGAAAAUUUCAGUCAAAUUACUUUAUUCUGAGCGAAGUUCUGACUGUUUGAAGAAUAGUGUUGUCUUGAUUAUCAUUGCUACCAUUGUUAUGAUAAUAAACAAAAUGUUGAUUAUUGGUUUUUAAAUUAAAUUAUUAAAUGGCAAUCGUGUUUCAAUCCGUCCGAUGGUCUAGAGAGUUGAUUAUGGGCAUAUUUAGCUCUUAGAUAAUGCAUUUUGAAGUGUGGAUAAAGUUGUGAGAAGUUAGAUAUUGUACAAAAUCUGCAAAUGACGAUCAGUGGUUUCAAAUCAAGUCUGUAUUUAUUAUUCAUCUUCAAUAAUCAGAUGUUAUCUCAUUUGGAUCACAGUGUAUAUGCCUGAUUUUUACGCUCUAGCAGUGGCGGAUACAGGGGUGCUUUGCGGCUCUCCCAAUAAAAUUGUAAAAUUUAAGGUACAAUGGAUCUGGACCAUGGAGGUGUAUAUAUAUAUACACCUCUAUGAUCUGGACGCAAAUAUCAUCCCAACCAAGAAGUAGAAUAAUAAGAGAAUAUUUUAUACUAUUAUUUAUGGAGGGCCCAGGCCUGUAGCUGCCUUCCCAACUUAAUAGUGCUAAAACUGCUAUUUCAUAUUUAUUGCAUUAUAUGUAUGAUUUCUGAAUUUGAAAAAUAUUUAUUUUAAUGUUUAUUCUUAUUUAUGGGAUGAAUAUUGAUGUUGUUUGUGAAUCUCAUACCGGUCGUUAUUUAGAUAUUAUUGUUGGUCCUCCUUAUAUUGAUGUUAUUGGCCUGUCCUUAUUUAGAUGUUAUUGCUGGUCCUUAUUAAUGUUAUUGACCGGUCCUUAUUUAGAUGUCAUUGCCGGUCCUUAUACAUGUCAUUGGCUGGUCCUUAUUUAGAUGUUAUAUCCGAUCCUUAUAUAUAGGCUAUAGAUGUCAUUGACCAGUCCUUAUUUAGAUGUUAUAUCCGAUCCUUAUAUAUAGGCUAUAGAUGUCAUUGACCGGUCCUUAUUUAGAUGUUGGUCCAUAGAUGUCAUUGUCGGAUCGUAUUUAGAUGUCAUUGACCGGUCCUUAUUUAGAUGUUAUUGCCAGUCUUUAUAUUAUAGAUGUCAUUGGCCAGUCCUUAUUUAGAUGUUAUAAUAUAGGCAGUCCUAAUUUAGAAUCGGCCUACACAUAUUUUUAAAGUUUUCAUCUGCAAUGUCUUGUAAAUAGUAAAAUAAAAUCAUAGUAAGAUAUUUAAUUGUAAAUAAUACAAUAUUAAUACAUCACCAGGGGCCUGUUUCACAAAAUUUUAACUAAGAUAAAAUCCAAAUUGUAGUAAUUUGAUUGGAUAAUAUUAGAUUGAUUUUAGUGCUUAGCCAAUCAAAACUGAAGUAUCUACUAAAUAAUAUUUGGAUUUUAUCUUUAGUUAAGGUUUCGAGAAACAGUGUCCAGAGCAUACAUUAUGUAAUAAAUAUUACAAUUAUUAAAAUUAGGAUGAAAAAUAGGUUUUUGAGAUAUAAAAAACAAAUUGCUUAAUUCCACAUUAAUUUCUUUGUAUAUCAAAUUGUUUGUUCAUUUAUUUAUAUCACUUGGUGCCUUGAAAAGACUAAGAGCAAAAGUGAUAUAAUUCAUUCUGGUAUGUCCCUGAACAUCCCCAAACCGUUCCAAAUUACUGCUGCCUAUUCUGCCUGUGUCAUGUAAAUAGCUGUCUGUAAUAUAGGACGCUUUAUUAGUUCUUGUGAUAUAUAACCAGUACAAGAUUAAGACUCUGCUGGUCCUAAGGCACAUUUUGAUAGGUGGCCUGAAAAUACAAAUAUUCUGGGUUCACUGAUAAAAGGAAGAAAGUUAAAUUUAACAAAAGAAAAUUUAUUACAAAGCAAAUCAGAACCAAUUCCUUUUUUUGUGACAGUACUGUAAUUACUAUACGAUUACAGUAGUUAGAUAACAACUUUUUUUACUUUAUUUUUUGUGGCCUGAAUUUUUGACUGAACGUAUGGCACAUGCCUUAUUUGUCGAAGGGUUAAUUCGGCACUAGUGAAUUCCACAGCUAUUCAUGUUUCAUGUGACUGGCCGUUUGGGGCAGUCUAAUUGAGCACUAGCUGAGGAAAUAAAGAUUCUGCCUCAUCAGUAAAAGUAAUUAUAUCUCUUGUUGUAGGUUAGUUUUAUUUUAAAGGGUAAUUCCCACCUAAUGUUGUGAAGUCCAUGUUAGUGAUAUUUAAAGAAUUCUGUAUAGUUUUCACCUAAAACUUGUGCCACUUCCCACAUAAAGCACAUCAUUAUCAAAUAUUUUAUCCAGCAACAGUAAGCCAUGUUUUCAUGGAAAAAUACAUCUUGUAUUCUUCUACUGUCCCGUCUAAAUAUUAAGGCCACCUGCAGAUUCUGUCAAGGUCACGAGAUGUAAACAGGGCUAGCAUUAACCCUAACCCUAGCCCUUACCCUAACCCACAAUCCUCAACAACAAUCAUGUGCCCUAACACUGUUUACAUCUUGUGACCAUGACAAAAUCUGCAGUGACUUUAAUAAUUAGAUCUGACCAAAUAGGGUCCCCAUGCAUAUGAACAACAAGUAUGAUAAUACUAUAUGGAACAAGAACCAAACAUGACAUCAUUGUCGCCAUCUUGGAAUUGUGAUGUCAUAUCAAAAGUUAAUCUCUGGCAUCGAUUCACAAUUGUCAAAGGAACAAACAUGUCAAGUUUCAUGUCAAUCAUACUUGAAAUGGACGAACCUUGCGAUUUUUUUGAAGAGCGUCACCCACAACUAGAUGAACAACAAGAUGAGUAGCAGUUGGAGUCAGGUUUCUGGUCCAAUUAUCUCUUUAAAGGCAUUUAUAAAUCCUGAAUUUAAAUUGGCAUUACUUAUCUUGUAUAUUUUAGUUAUUUUUGUUAAGUAUAUAAAUAUGUUUAUUUCUCACGAGUGUUUGUAGAUCUAUAUAUGUGAAUAAAUGUUAACAACAAUCA